Messenger RNA from Rotaria socialis, 1743 nucleotides. Lineage: Eukaryota; Metazoa; Rotifera; Eurotatoria; Philodinida; Philodinidae. The record is from the annotation of a GenBank genome assembly.
AUGAAUGUUUACAAUACUGAUAAAUCUCGUUUGUCGCCACACGAAUUAGCAAUGGCAUCCAAUACAAUUAUCCGUCAAAAAUAUAAUAAAGAAUUCACAUUAGAAUUUUCACGUGAUCGAAAAUCAAUGUCAACCUACGUUUCGAACGCAACUAAAGGUUCAACCAGUACUGAUUCGUCAUCCGAAAAAAUGUUUGUUAAAGGCGCACCAGAAUCUGUUAUUGACCGAUGCACACACAUUCGAGUUGGAACACAAAAAGUUCCCAUGACACCACAAAUUAAACAAGAGAUAUUGCAUUUAGUUCAUCAAUAUGGAUCAGGUCGUGAUACAUUACGUUGUUUAGCAUUAGGUACAAUUGAUAAUCCACCACGAAAAGAAGAUAUGGAUUUAGUAGACUCAAGAAAAUUUAUCACCUAUGAAACUAAUAUCACAUUUGUUGGUGUUGUUGGUAUGCUUGACCCCCCUCGUACUGAAGUUCAUGAAGCGAUUGCUCGAUGUCGUGAUGCUGGUAUUCGUGUUAUUAUGAUAACUGGAGAUAAUAAGAAUACAGCCGAAGCUAUUUGUCGUCGUAUCGGCAUUUUCAAUGAAUUAGAAGAUACGCGAGGCAAAGCAUUCAGUGGCCGUGAAUUCGAUGAUCUUUCACCGGAAGAACAAUCAGAAGCAUGUCGUCAUGCUAAAAUGUUUGCUCGUGUUGAUCCAGCGCAUAAAUCAAAAAUUGUUGAAUAUUUACAAUCACAUGGUGAAAUCACUGCUAUGACAGGUGAUGGUGUUAAUGAUGCACCUGCUUUGAAAAAAGCCGAAAUCGGUAUUGCCAUGGGUUCUGGUACAGCUGUAGCUAAAACAGCCGCCGACAUGGUCUUGGCUGAUGAUAACUUUUCAUCAAUUGUUGCUGCUGUUGAAGAAGGUCGAGCUAUUUAUAAUAAUACGAAGCAAUUUAUUCGUUACUUGAUUUCAUCGAAUAUUGGAGAGGUCGUUUGUAUCUUUUUGACAGCUGCACUUGGUUUACCAGAAUCAUUGAUUCCUGUUCAAUUACUCUGGGUAAAUUUAGUUACUGAUGGUCUACCAGCAACAGCUCUUGGCUUCAACCCACCCGAUUUGGAUAUCAUGGAACGUCCACCACGAAAAUCAAAAGAAUCUCUUAUUACACCAUGGUUGUUCUUUCGUUAUUUAGCUAUCGGAACUUAUGUUGGUAUCGCUGUCGUAUGGAGUGCAACAUGGUGGUCAAUGGAAGCCACGAAUGGUCCUAAACUUUCCUAUUGGCAUUUAAAAAAUCAUUUCAAAUGUCGCGCUGGCGACAAAGAAUGGGAAGGUAUUAGCUGUUCAGUUUUCGAUGAUCCACAUCCAAUGACAAUGGCACUCUCAGUACUCGUCACAAUUGAAAUGUUAAACGCGCUUAACAGUUUAUCUGAAAAUCAAUCUCUUCUUAAAAUGCCACCUUGGACAAACAAAUAUUUAUUAUACGCAAUCGCCUUAUCCAUGUCAUUACAUAUGAUGAUUCUUUACAUUCCAAUGUUUAAUACGGUAUUUCAAAUAUGUCCACUUUCAUUGGAAGAAUGGUUGGCCGUUAUAAAAAUCUCUUUACCAGUUAUCUUACUCGAUGAAAUACUCAAAUUUAUUGCACGACAAUAUAUUGAUCGUGGUAUUAAAUCAAAACCAAUCAUAGAAGAUGUUAUGUCAAUAUUGAAAAAUGAUUUGGCAGGAAUCGAUAAAAUAUCAAACCAUCAAGCGGCUCACAUUGAUUAG